UUUGAAACAGCUGGAUCUGCCUCCCCUUCAAUUUCAGCCAGGAGCCCCACAAGCUCCGGACUGGCUGGCGGAGGAUGAACUGAUCAACACGGUGAAGCUGGGAUUCAGUUGCUGGCAAGUUCCAGAGAAUGGGUGGCUGGAAGAGCCUGCCUGUGCUUCUGCUACUGCUGUUGCUGCUCUCAUGUGAUAGCCAAGCAGGACGGAAUGUGAAGAGCAACGUGUGCAAGUGGUGUGACAACACGUACCCAGUCUGUGAAGAACAGGUGUGCUACAGCAACUGCGAUUUAAGUUCCUAUUGUGAAAAACCAGAGGAAAUCUGUGUGUCUAUAUGGAAACAAGACAAUGAAAGCAUUCGAGUGAGCACGCUCUGUCACAACCCACAGCUCCCUGUGGAAAAUGUCAUGGUUCCCAAGUAUAACACGUCACAGUGUGUUAUGGUCCGUCAGCACAACGAGGAUGGGGUGUUUUACAUCUGCGGCUGUGUGAAUGAACAGGAAUGCAAUGACAAACUUAUAUUUGAAAAUCAUACCAAUGGAUAUUCUAUGUUACAAAGCAAGGAAAUAAUUCCUGUGGCAGCCAUCAGCCUGUUGCCGCCACUGCUAGUUGCCAUCGUGAUAACAGUGAUAUUCUACCUCUGCCGAACCCACAGGCAGAGGAGGAGAUCCAAGGAAUGGUCCCAGAAACAAACCCAGCGUCACACGCUGUCCAAACCAAGCAGAGCCACUGGCUAUGAUGAGAUCCUGUGUGUCAAGAUGGACAACCACUCCGCCCUGAGCUCAGCCUGCGCCAACAACAUCCACCGCAACACUGAACUGUUGCCCAUUGAACUAGACCAGAGAGUGGGGAAAGGGCAGUUUGCUGAAGUCUGGAGAGCAAAACUGAAGCCCGCCUCCUCCGGCCAGUAUGAGGCCGUGGCAGUGAAGAUUUUCCCUUGCGAGGACUACGCUUCCUGGAAAAAUGAAAGCCAGAUCUUCACCGACGCCAACCUGAAGCAUGAGAGCAUCCUCCAGUUCCUCAUGGCGGAGGAGAGACACUCAGGACUCCAGAAAGAAUAUUGGCUCAUCACAGCCUACCACAGCCAGGGAAACCUCAAGGGAUAUUUGUCCAGGAAUAUUCUGAGCUGGAGGGACUUGCAGAAGACAGCCGGCUCCCUAGUGAGCGGUGUGGCUCACUUGCACAGCGACUACACAGCCAGCGGCAGCCCAAAGAUCCCCGUCGCCCAUCGAGAUAUCAAAAGCACAAACAUCUUAAUGAAGAACGGACAGGAAUGUGUGCUCUGUGAUUUUGGAAUUGCCUUGAGGCUGGAUCCAUCCUUAACCGUGGAAGAUUUUGCUAACAGCGGACAGGUGGGGACGGCCAGAUACAUGGCUCCUGAAGUUUUGGAAUCCAGAGUGAAUCUUGAAGAUUUGGAGUCCUUCAAACAAAUGGACGUGUAUUCCAUGGCUCUGGUUUUAUGGGAGAUAGCCUCCAGGUGUGACGCUAUAGGAGACGUCAAGAGUUAUGAGCUACCAUUUGGAUCGAAGGUCCGGGAGCAACCCUGCAUGGAGGUUAUGAGAGACAUCGUCCUGCACGGUCGAGGGCGUCCAGAGAUACCAAGUAACUGGAUGGUGCAUCAGGGAAUGCAUUUCCUGUGUGACACCAUCACAGAAUGCUGGGAUCAUGACCCCGAAGCUAGACUCACAGCCCACUGCGUAGCAGAGCGGUUUAACCUAAUGGCACAAACAGAUUGUGAUGACAUCCUCAACAACAACAGCAUUGACCAUGAGGCAAGCAAAAUGGGUAGUCCAAGAGAUGAAGAUCAAGACACUCACAGAGACAUCCAGUGACUGGAGAAAUAACAGCUGGACAGACGCACUAACGGCCAUGCCACUCAACAAAGAUAUACCAAAUACCAGCACAUUUAGAUUCAUGAAUGUAUAAAAAACAUAUAUAUUUAUAAGAUCUUUUUAUUUACUGAACAAAAGGCAGAUCCACUCUAUUAAUGUUAUGUCCAGUACAGUCUAUAAAUGAUUUAAUACUUAUUUUAAAGGUAAAGUUAUUGGGUGAAAUCUGAGUAUCCCUCUGAUGUCAGAAGGCUUCUGUCAGCAGAAUGGGGCGAUGGGUGAUUCCCCCUCCCAUCUGUGCUCCCCCAAUCCAUUCCAGAAGGUUGGGUGGCUCCCCAGAGCACAUUUCGGGGGAAGCAUAAGGGGCUGCAGGGGGAGGGAAAGACGGUGAAGU
Messenger RNA from Elgaria multicarinata webbii, 2217 nucleotides. Its product is annotated as TGF-beta receptor type-2-like. The record is from RefSeq and is a predicted model, not a curated record. Gene Ontology annotation, molecular function: transforming growth factor beta binding; metal ion binding; ATP binding. Bases 129 to 1826 code for a protein of 565 amino acids. The transcript has 7 exons. Gene Ontology annotation, biological process: protein phosphorylation; cellular response to growth factor stimulus; transforming growth factor beta receptor signaling pathway. Gene Ontology annotation, cellular component: plasma membrane; signaling receptor complex. Lineage: Eukaryota; Metazoa; Chordata; Lepidosauria; Squamata; Anguidae.